AUGACUAUCACGCAGAGCUGGAACCAGUUAGCAAACGGUAAACCAGCCCGGCCUGGCCUGUCUGAAAGUGUAACUGGACCGGUCCAGCCGGUAAACUGAUCGGUUGAAUUAUAACUCAAACCAGUGAAAAGCCGGUAAAAUACCAGCGAAAACCUGGAAAAGUAUUGUGCAAAUCGAUUUUUAGUAAGAGUUUCCCGUAGAAAUGCAACAGAGAACCUUCAAAAUAAGGAGACUAUAAUAUUUAACUUAAAACAAGUGGUGGAAAUAAUGUGUCUUGAGCUUCCCUAUGGGAAAAUUUAGUGACGACGUGUACACC
Messenger RNA from Didymodactylos carnosus, 316 nucleotides. The record is from the annotation of a GenBank genome assembly. Lineage: Eukaryota; Metazoa; Rotifera; Eurotatoria; Philodinida; Philodinidae.